Hirundo rustica (Barn swallow) is the source of this 4248-nucleotide messenger RNA. RefSeq names its product ADAM metallopeptidase with thrombospondin type 1 motif 6 (gene ADAMTS6). Gene Ontology annotation, molecular function: metalloendopeptidase activity. Gene Ontology annotation, biological process: proteolysis; extracellular matrix organization. Lineage: Eukaryota; Metazoa; Chordata; Aves; Passeriformes; Hirundinidae. The record is from RefSeq and is a predicted model, not a curated record. The transcript has 25 exons. Bases 496 to 3705 code for a protein of 1069 amino acids. Gene Ontology annotation, cellular component: extracellular matrix.
CCCGGGCGAGGCUGCCAAGGCUCCCCCGCUGCCGCCGCGCUCGGCUUGGCCCGGCGCCGGCAAGCCAGAGGAGGAGGAAGGCUAGAGAAUUUUAUUCUGUUGGAGAAUAUAACCCUGAUGGUUGCUUGCACAGAGGGGAAAAAGCAGAGAGGAAUACGGGAAUCGUCCUGUGCAAUCUCUAUUGUUUGAAACUUACUUUAUAUCAGAAAUUGAAGAUGAAAACGGAAAAGAAAUGGAGCAAGUUCAGUAACUAUCCAAUCUAACAUCUGUCUCAUAUCUUAAGGAAUCUUACAAAUACUUGCUUUGAAUUGAGAACAUGACUGCAGCUAUAGAAGAAAGUACCUGUCCAGAAAAUGGAACAUCCUGUAGUUAAUUUGAAAAUAGUGUAAAAUAAUUAUACCUGUUAUGGUGCGAUUCUGGAGUGAAGUUAACUCUAUAGCACACAGGUAGCUCUCCAAGGAGAAAGAAAAAAGAACUUUCUGUUUUUUCUAAAUUAUGGAAAUUUUUUGGAAGACGUGGACAUGGAUUUUGAGCCUAGUCAUGGUUUCAUCGGAAUUUCACAGUAACAACAGGCUUUCAUACAGUUCUCAAGAGGAAUUCCUGUCUUACCUUGAACACUACCAACUAACAAUCCCAAUAAGGGUUGAUCAAAAUGGAGCCUUCCUCAGCUUUACUGUGAAAAAUCCUAAACCCUCAAGAAGGAGGAGGAGCACAGACCCUUAUGACCAAGAACUGGCAGCAUCUAAAUUAUUUUUUAAACUUUCUGCCUAUGGCAAGCACUUUCAUUUAAACCUGACUCUCAACACAGAUUUGGUGUCCAGACAUUUUACAGUAGAGUACUGGGGGAAAGAUGGACCGCAAUGGAAGCAUGAUUUCUUAGACCACUGUCAUUACACAGGAUAUUUGCAAGACCAACACAGUACAUCUAAAGUGGCCUUAAGCAACUGCAAUGGUCUGCAUGGAGUCAUUGCUACAGAAGAUGAUGAGUAUUUUAUUGAGCCUUUAAGAAAUAUAACAGAAGAUUCUAGUAACUAUAGUUACGAGAAUGGUCAUCCUCAUGUUAUAUACAAAAAAUCUACCAUGCACCAGCAACACCUCUAUGAUCACAGUCACUGUGGAGUCUCAGACCUCACAAGAAGCAGCAAACCUUGGUGGAUGAAUGAUGCAUCUGCUUUUCCAGCUUCACUUCCAGUCAAUGACACACUAAGUAGUCGUAGUCGACAGAAGAGAUCUGUAAGCCUUGAACGGUUUGUGGAAACGCUGGUAGUAGCAGACAAAAUGAUGGUGGGAUACCAUGGGCGCAAAGACAUUGAACACUACAUUUUGAGUGUAAUGAAUAUUGUUGCCAAACUUUAUCGUGAUUCCAGUCUAGGAAACGUUGUGAAUAUAAUAGUGACACGUUUGAUUGUCCUCACUGAAGAUCAGCCAAACUUGGAGAUAAACCACCAUGCAGACAAGUCCCUCGAUAGCUUCUGUAAGUGGCAGAAAUCCAUUCUCUCCCACCAAAGUGAUGGAAACACCAUUCCAGAAAAUGGGAUUGCCCACCAUGAUAAUGCGGUUCUUAUUACUAGAUAUGAUAUCUGCACUUAUAAAAACAAGCCUUGUGGAACACUGGGCUUGGCCUCUGUGGCUGGAAUGUGUGAGCCUGAAAGGAGCUGCAGCAUUAAUGAAGACAUUGGCCUAGGUUCAGCUUUUACCAUUGCACAUGAGAUUGGUCACAAUUCGGGCCGUGGUACUUGCCUUGAUAAUGAGCCUCCCAAGCGUGACUUUCUUUAUCCAGCUGUGGCCCCAGGUCAGGUGUAUGAUGCUGAUGAACAGUGUCGCUUCCAGUAUGGAGCAACAUCCCGCCAAUGUAAAUAUGGGGAAGUGUGUAGAGAGCUCUGGUGCCUCAGCAAAAGUAACCGCUGUGUUACCAACAGCAUUCCAGCAGCAGAAGGUACUCUUUGCCAAACAGGGAGCAUUGAAAAGGGGUGGUGUUAUCAGGGAGAGUGCGUACCUUUUGGCACUUGGCCCCAGAGCGUAGAUGGGGGUUGGGGUCCGUGGUCAAUAUGGGGAGAGUGCAGCAGGACCUGCGGGGGAGGAGUCUCCUCAUCUAUAAGACACUGUGACAGUCCAGCGCCUUCAGGUGGAGGCAAAUAUUGUCUUGGAGAAAGGAAGCGUUAUCGCUCCUGUAAUACCGAUCCGUGUCCUUCAGGGGCUCGUGAUUUUAGAGAGAAGCAAUGUGCGGAUUUUGACAAUAUGCCUUUUCGGGGAAAGUAUUAUAACUGGAAACCCUACACUGGAGGUGGGGUUAAACCGUGCGCAUUAAACUGCUUGGCUGAAGGGUAUAAUUUUUACACUGAACGUGCUCCUGCAGUAAUAGAUGGGACUCAGUGCAAUGCUGAUUCACUGGAUAUCUGUAUCAAUGGAGAAUGCAAGCAUGUAGGUUGUGAUAAUAUUUUGGGGUCUGAUGCUAAGGAAGACAGAUGCCGUGUUUGUGGAGGAGAUGGGAGUACAUGUGAAGCCAUUGAAGGUUUCUUCAAUGAUUCAUUGCCCAGAGGAGGAUAUAUGGAAGUGAUUCAAAUUCCAAGAGGUUCUGUGCACAUUGAAAUAAGAGAAGUGGCAAUGUCAAAGAACUACAUUGCUUUAAAAUCUGAAGAGGAUGACUACUAUAUUAAUGGAGCCUGGACUAUUGACUGGCCAAGAAAGUUUGAUGUUGCUGGAACAGCUUUCCAUUACAAGAGGCCAACAGAUGAACCAGAGUCUUUGGAAGCACUAGGCCCUACUUCAGAAAACCUCAUAGUCAUGAUUCUACUGCAGGAACAGAAUUUGGGGAUAAAGUAUAAAUUCAAUGUUCCGAUCUCUCGCACUGGCAGUGGAGACAAUGAGGUUGGCUUUGCAUGGAAUCAUCUGCCUUGGUCAGAGUGUUCUGCCACUUGUGCAGGAGGUGUCCAGAAACAAGAGGUGGUGUGUAAAAGGCUGGAUGACAGCUCCAUUGUACAAAACAAUUACUGUGACCCUGACAGUAAGCCUCCAGAAAACCAAAGAGCCUGCAACACUGAGCCUUGCCCACCUGAAUGGUUUAUAGGAGAUUGGUCAGAGUGCAGUAAGACCUGUGAUGGAGGAAUGCGUUCACGAACAGUUCUCUGCAUCAGAAAGAUUGGGCCUUCUGAGGAGGAGACGCUGGAUGCUGCCAGCUGUUUAACACACCGGCCUCUUGAAAAAGAGCCCUGCAACAAUCAGUCCUGCCCCCCACAGUGGGUUGCUCUGGACUGGUCAGAGUGCACACCAAAGUGUGGCCCAGGAUUCAAACAUCGAAUUGUUCUGUGCAAAAGCAGUGAUCUUUUAAAAACCUUUCCAGCUGCACAAUGCCAAGAUGAAAACAAGCCGCCAGCACGCAUCCGCUGUAGCUUAGGCCGAUGUCCUCCUCCUCGCUGGGUUGCUGGAGACUGGGGACAGUGUUCUGCACAGUGUGGUCUUGGGCAACAGAUGAGAACAGUACAGUGCCUCUCGUAUACUGGACAAGCAUCCAGUGAGUGUCCGGAAACUCUCAGACCUCCGUCGAUGCAGCAGUGUGAAAGUAAAUGUGACAGUACUCCCAUUUCCAACACAGAGGAGUGCAAAGAUGUGAACAAAGUGGCAUAUUGCCCACUGGUGCUGAAGUUCAAGUUCUGCAGUCGAGCAUACUUCAGACAGAUGUGCUGCAAGACCUGCCAAGGACACUGACCCACAGGAAGCAGAAGAAUGUGCCUUGUUACUAUCAUUGUGGAAGAGUGUCCAUCGGAGAGAGCCACACAGUGGAAUGAGAUUGACGUCCUUGCAAAUGCAUUACCCUGUGGAAAACAUAACCACUGGUCAGCCCCAGCUGACAGGAUUUCAAUAUUAUUUUAACUUCUGUGAAGUGGGAUUUAUUAAUCCAAAGUGCUGGACACAGUAUGAGGGGAUCCCAAAUUUAAAAGAUAGACACAACACAUAUAGAAUAGCUUACUGUGGAACAUUUGUGUUCUUUUGACUAAAUCCAAUAGUCUGUUUACAUCCAUGGACCAUUAAAAUAACUUCUAUUAUGGACUUAGCAAUGACACUGAAUCCAUUUCUAUUUAAAACUGUUUAAAAUGUAGUUCUUAUGAGUUGGUCUACUAUGGAAGUAAAGAAGAAUAAAAAAAAGUUAAGUCAUCGCUUAAAAAUCUUAACUAUUUUAUCUCUUGACACAGCACCACAAUUUAAAUUAUAAAAUGAGCUUGGAAAUGUUAUUUAAGGAGCAAAAAUUUU